This is a messenger RNA of Plectropomus leopardus (leopard coralgrouper), 480 nucleotides long. It is a transcript of the gene gngt1, whose product is annotated as guanine nucleotide binding protein (G protein), gamma transducing activity polypeptide 1. Gene Ontology annotation, molecular function: G-protein beta-subunit binding. NCBI's taxonomy places the organism in Eukaryota, Metazoa, Chordata, Actinopteri, Perciformes, Serranidae. Gene Ontology annotation, cellular component: heterotrimeric G-protein complex. The record is from RefSeq and is a predicted model, not a curated record. Gene Ontology annotation, biological process: G protein-coupled receptor signaling pathway.
AUGCCAGUCAUCAACGUAGACGAUCUGACAGACAAGGACAAGGCUUUAAUGGAAGUAAACCAACUCAAAAUUGAAGUUAAACUUGAGAGGUGGUUGACAUCUAAAUGCUGCGAGGAAAUCAAGGACUAUAUUCAGGCUGGAGUGGAGGAGGACACCCUCGUCAAAGGCAUUUCAGAGGAGAAGAACCCCUUCAAGGAGAAAGGUGGCUGUGUCAUCUGCUAGACUUUACCUGAGGAGCUUUUCAUAUCUCAGAUUAGCACCCAAGGACAUUCUCCCUCGCAUCAUAAAAUGGAUUUGCAGACUGAGAAGACUAGAGGGACUUAAUAAAGAAAAAAAUAUAUAAAACUUCAAGUUUUCAUGUAAACGAUUCCCCAUCAUCUGGCCAGAUUUGUAGCCUUAUAUUCUUUGAAAAGAUGCAAUAAAUAAGAGUUGUAUUUGGUAAGGAUUAUGUAAUGCUUCUCUGUCAUGUGGUGUAGUCUG